Tetrahymena thermophila SB210 is the source of this 2562-nucleotide messenger RNA. RefSeq names its product NLI interacting factor-like phosphatase. Lineage: Eukaryota; Ciliophora; Oligohymenophorea; Hymenostomatida; Tetrahymenidae. The transcript has 5 exons. The record is from RefSeq and is a predicted model, not a curated record. Gene Ontology annotation, molecular function: phosphoprotein phosphatase activity.
AUGAGUUCUUUCAAGAGUUCUUCUACAGUACAAUAAAUCUAAUAAAUUAUAUAGUCGCCUUUAAAAGAUAACUUUCACUAUCAAAACUAGCGCUAGAACCAAAAACAUUACAACACUUAUACCGAAAAAUAGAAUCAUAUUGAAUAAAACAACGCUCUUAGGAUGAGUGUCUAGCCUUACUUUUAACAAACUAGAAGUUAUAUUGGGAAUUCAUAAAGUAAUAGAAUUAACUCUGCAGAUAUUAGAUCUUCUAGUUAAAAAAGAUAGAGUAAUUUAAUAAGCAAUACAUUGGGUUUAAUAGAUAAAAAACAAACAAUAAUUCUUUCCUCAAACAGUAGUAAUAGGCUGACAUAGUAACCAACUUAAUCUACUCUUUAUUAAUAAUCAACAAAUGCUUCUAGUUCUGCAUAGCAUCAAAGCAAUAGUACUCAAUCAUAAUAGCUACCAUUUUCUUAUCCUUAAAUGAGUUAAAUCCUUUCAGGUUCAUAAAUUACUUAAUCUUCUUUAUCGAGAAAUAGCUAAUAAAAACAUACCAAUGGGUAAUUUAUAUAAAAAUCUCAAUUCUUACUAAAUUCAAAGAGAAAAGAAUCUGAUGAAAUAUCUGAAAAUGAACAUAAAAACUGUCAUGAUUAUUAAUAAUUCUUUAAAAAUUAACUUAAAGACGCUUAAAUUUCUAAAGAUGAAUCCAUUUAAUUAGAUUUAUCUAAGGUAUCUCCUUAUUUAGACGGGGUUGCAAGUAGUAAGCGCCUAAAUACUGUAAAUAAUUAUGAACAAAAUAAAUUUUAUUAUUUAAAACCUGCUCCUUUGCUUAAGUAGCCUAAAAAUACAGAUCUUCCUCCUGUAAAUUUAGGUGAUCAAUAAGUAAGCUUAGAACAAGAAUCAGCAAUAACAAUAACGACUCUAUAAUAAAGUUUUAUGGUAGACUCAUCAAAAAUCAGAGAAAGGUCUUUAGGAUCUGUAAAUUUUGAUAUUAAAAGGACAAGACUUACAAAGAGACUUCUCGAUCUUUAAGAACCUAGAAAUAUAUUAGAAGAAGAAGACGAAGACAUUAUAACCACAUGCUAAACUGAUAGAAAAGUCGAAGGAAAUGAAAGAUCACGCAGCUAGAUAUUUGAGGUUUAAAAGAAUUAAGAAUUAAAUUAGAAAAAAAAAAAAUAUUCUUGUGAGAUAAAAUAAAUAUAUCCUUUUGAGCUAGACAUUGAUUUUGAAUCUGAAGUUAAGGAUGAAAACAUAGAAGAAUUUUCUCCUCAUUAAAAGCCUCCUUCUAUGGCUUCUCUAAAUAAUUAAUAAUUAAAUAGAGAUUGGAAUAACUAAAAAUCUUAGAAAGACAGAAGAGUUUCUAAUGCUACUAUAAGUGUUGACUAUCGCAGUGCUCAACUCUCCACAAAUGAUACUGUUUAAUCUUUUCACUACAAUCUGAAGCCAGCCUCUAUCAGUUUACACUAGCCUAAUGAAAUAGUAAAAAAAUUAUAAAUUUAAAUGGAGAAUCAACAUUAGAAUGAAGAAUUAAAUGUAAGAAAACGUCGUUCUUCUUCUACGAAAUAGUCAGAUGAUGUCCCAGAUGAACCAGAGAAAACUCAAAUAUUGAGAACUUUUUAUUUAGCUGGAAACAGAAUCCCUGUUGUAAAGUUGUCUUAAAUUAAUAAAUAAAACCAAUAAAGCUGUGAAAAAUACUUUAUACCUUCUCUCAUGAAAAGCUUAAAAGGAGAAAAAGAUAAAUUAUCUAAUCUAUACAAAUAAUAUUUCUAGAAAAUGUAUUACAAUCUUCAAGUGAACCCUAAACUUGAGAAUAAGUUUCAUCAGAUAUCACCAGUUUUCCUUCCACCACUCACAUCAAAUAAAAAAACCAUAUUUUUUGAUUUGGAUGAAACUCUUAUUCAUUGUAUAGAUAUAUUUACAGACCCUCAAUAAUACUAAGAGUUCACAUAAUCAAACAUGACAAAUAAAAACCCAUCUCCCUUUAGCAGAAAUGUAGAAAGUUGUAACGAAACUCUUUGCACUAUUUAGUGUACACCAUAAGAAUAAAUUUAAUGCUUAUUUUCUAUACGUCCUCAUGCUUAAUAAAUUUUAUAAGAGCUUUCUAAAGAUUUUGAGCUAAUUUUGCUUACUGCUGCUAGAAAGAUAUACGCUGAUGCUGUGUUAUAAAAGCUUGAUCCAGAAAAUAAAAUAUUUUCUCAUAAAUUCUACAGAGAGUGUUGUAUUGAAUUUUAAAUACCUAACCCGCUAUAAAAUUAGGGAUCAAAAAAGUCCUAUCUAAAAGAUUUAAGAAUCUUUUAAAAUAGAAAACUAGAAAAUGUUAUUUUAGUAGAUAACAGUCCUCUUUCUUAUCUUAACCAAGUAUCAAAUGGUAUACCAAUAUUAGAUUACUGUAAUAAUAACAAAAAUGAUGAGGAGUUGUUACACCUAUGCACUUACCUAAAAACUUUGAUUAAUGUUACUGAUGUUAGAGAAAGUAUAAAAUAAAAAUUUUUUCUAAAGUAAUACAAAGCAUUUUAAAACAUUGAAAGCCUACAAUAAUACAUAUUGCAAGAGUACUCUAAUAGCUCGACAAAUCAAUAUUGA